AUGAAGUGGGACCACGACUCCGAUUCUGAAGAUAUUGUGAUGGCCGAUGAAUCUAUUGAGGAGCUGACGACGGUCCCGGCGACCUUGAAACAGCACUCAGUGGCCCUUUGCGAGUCGGCGACAUCUUACGAAGCCGAAACGGUGGACAGCUCUUGUUCAAGCAGCGUGAAGGUCUCACAUACGGCAGUCGAGACGGAUAUUCCGCUAGAGAAUACCCCACCUUCCUCAAGAUCGUCGUCGAUUUCAUCUAUCGACGAGCCCCUUACGCCGACAUCCGAAUUUGGGAGCGGAGCGAGCAAGACCGGCGAUGCCCAAGCCCCUAAGUCAUCUUUGCACGACAAGGAGAGCGGCUACCCGUACAGUCGUUCUGCCCCAUGGUCGUACUCGUCGUCCUAUUCGGCGUCCAAUUUAUCCAUGUCGAGCCUCAUCCAAUCGAAAGAGUCCGUGUACGCUGCGGUGCCUGUUUCGUCCGAGCUGUACAUCAUUCCCAAGUCGAGCAGUGGAUUCUAUUGGAAUGGAGACCUUUUUCUGAAGCCGCAUCAGCGUCGUAGCCUGGGCGUUGACCAUAUGUUCAACAGCGUGGCGCCGCAACAUUAUGGCUUCCAUGACAACAGCAACAGCAUUGGCAGUGGCAGUCAUGUUAAUGGACAGCAGCAGAACCAUCACCCCCACAGUCAAGACACGGCUGUUAUCGUUCACGACAUCUUGCUGACCGAUGUGGAGACCGCAAGAAUCCUGCCGUCGUGGCCUUAA
This is a messenger RNA of Gamsiella multidivaricata, 753 nucleotides long. RefSeq lists its product as uncharacterized. The transcript has a single exon. Bases 1 to 753 code for a protein of 250 amino acids. The record is from RefSeq and is a predicted model, not a curated record. Lineage: Eukaryota; Fungi; Mortierellomycota; Mortierellomycetes; Mortierellales; Mortierellaceae.